Messenger RNA from Echinostoma caproni, 276 nucleotides. NCBI's taxonomy places the organism in Eukaryota, Metazoa, Platyhelminthes, Trematoda, Plagiorchiida, Echinostomatidae. The record is from the annotation of a GenBank genome assembly.
AUGGUAGCGGGCCGCAAAGGGGUCGACCAGGAUACCACUGCUAAUCCAAUCGGAUUUCUGCACCGGCAAUAUUUAAACUAUUGCUGCACCAAUACUCAAGGACUCUUCAGCAAAUUUCCAGAGCUGAAUUUUUGUUUCAAAUCAGAUCAGUGGGAUAUUACUGCUGUUACAGAAACGUGGUUUGCAGCUGAUAUUCCGGACUAUGAAUUGUCCAUACCAGGAAUGUCUUUGCUCAGAUGCGAUCGUCCCACCCGUGGUGGUGGUUUUCUACUCUAA